GCGACUCUCGCGAGAACCGUGGGCUCCGCCCAGCCUCCCGGCGACGCCCUUGCCGCCAUGUUGCUUGUGGGCAGGUGCCUGAUGCUGACGGCUGGAGAACCCUGCUCUGCGGUCCUGCGGUUCUCAGUCUCAGACUUCGUCAUCCUGGUCUGCAUGACUUUCUGAGAUUCCGAGUUUCCGUCCCCAGCUCUUGCAUUUGGAGGAGACCAGACUCUGGCUCCGCCCGGGGUCCCGGGCCGUGCCCGGUGGUCUGCGACCCGGUGUCCAUGACCAAGCCAAGCCCUACGAGUGAUCUGCCUGCCUUCAGAUCCACCCGAGGGAAGGAGUGGUGACCUGUCCACCCACAAAGCAGAGUCCUGGAGAUUACUCCAGGGGGAGAAAGAAAGAUGCCGCUCUUCUUCCGGAAGCGGAAACCCAGUGAGGAGGCUCGGAAGCGCCUGGAGUAUCAGAUGUGUCUGGCAAAAGAAGCUGGGGCUGAUGACGUUCUUGACAUCUCUAAAUGUGAGCUCUCAGAGAUUCCAUUUGGGGCUUUUGCAACAUGCAAAGUUCUACAGAAGAAGGUGUUGAUUGUCCAUACGAAUCAUCUCACUUCCCUGCUCCCUAAAUCCUGCAGCCUACUGAAUCUCAUAACCAUCAAGGUUCUGGAUCUUCACAAUAAUCAUCUGUCAGCUCUUCCUGAUGACAUAGGGCAGCUGACUGCCCUGCAGGUAUUGAAUGUGGAGAAGAAUCAACUGACGUAUCUCCCACGUUCCAUUGGGAACCUGAUCCAGCUUCAGACCCUCAGUAUAAAAGAUAACAAGCUGAAGGAGCUUCCAGACACCGUGGGGGAACUUCGAAGCUUACGUACUCUUGACAUCAGCGAUAAUGAGAUUCAGAGGUUGCCACAGCUGCUGGCGCAUGUUCGAACCCUGGAAACGCUGAACCUCGACGCCUCGUCCAUGGUUUACCCCCCACAGGAGGUAUGCAGUGCCGGCACCCAGGCCAUUCAGCAGUUCCUCUGCAAAGAGUCCGGGCUGGAAUACUACCCUCCUUCUCAGUACUUGCUGCCAGUCCUGGAGCAGGACGGAGCCAAUACCUCCCGGGAUAGCCCUGACGGUCCCACGGACAGAUUCUCCAGGGAGGAGGUAGAGUGGCAGAAUAGGUUCUCAGACUACGAGAAGAAGAAGGAACAGAAGAUGCUGGAGAAACUUGAGUUUGAACGGCGCUUGGAACUUGGGCAGCGAGAGCAUGCGCAGCUCCUUCAGCAGAGCAACAGUCAGAAGGAUGAGAUCCUCCAGACAGUAAAGGAGGAGCAGUCCCGGCUGGAGCAGGGCCUAAGUGAGCGCCAGCGCUACCUGGACGCAGAGCGGCAGCGGCUGCAGGAGCAGCUGAAGCAGACGGAGCAGAACAUCUCCAACCGGAUCCAGAAGCUCCUGCAAGAGAACCAGAGGCAAAAGAAAAGUUCUGAGAUCUUGAAGUCACUGGAAAAUGAAAGAAUAAGGAUGGAACAGUUGAUGUCCAUAACCCAGGAGGAGACUGAGAACCUGCGGAGACGUGAGAUUGCCUCCGCCAUGCAGCAGAUGCUGACAGAGAGUUGCAAGAACCGGCUCAUCCAGAUGGCCUACGAGUCUCAGAGGCAGAGCCUGGUCCAUCAGGCCUGUUCCAGCAUGGCCGAAAUGGAUGAGCGGUUCCAGCAGAUUCUGUCAUGGCAGCAGAUGGAUCAGAACAAAGCCAUCAGCCAGAUCCUACAGGAGAGCGCCAUGCAGAAGGCCGCAUUUGAGGCUCUCCAGGUGAAGAAAGACCUGAUGCACCAGCAGAUCAGGAAGCAGAUUAAGUUAAUAGAAACUGAGUUAUUGCAGCUGACACAGCUGGAGGUAAAGAGGAAAUCCCUGGACACAGAGGCACUGCAGGAGAUGAUCUCCGAGCAGCGCUGGGCCCUGAGCUCCCUGCUCCAGCAGCUCCUCAAGGAAAAGACGCGACGAGAGGAAGAGCUCCGAGAAAUCCUAACAGAGUUAGAAGCCAAAAGCGAAACCAAACAGGAAAAUUACUGGCUGAUUCAGUAUCAACGGCUUUUGAACCAGAAGCCCUUGUCUUUAAAGCUGCAGGAAGAAGGCUUGGAGCGCCAGCUGGCAGCCCUCCUGGUGGAUCUGUCGGCGGAACACUACCUGCCCAUCUUUGCCCAUCACCGCAUCUCCCUGGAUAUGCUGAGCCGGAUGAGCCCUGGAGACCUGGCCAAGGUGGGCGUCUCAGAAGCUGGCCUGCAGCAUGAGAUCCUGCGGAAAGUCCAGGAGCUGCUGGAUGCAGCCAGGAUCCAGCCAGAGCUGCUGAACCCACACAAGGGUGAAGUCCUUGGGGCCCUGGAGGUGCCCACUGCCCCUGAGGAGCUUCCUGAGUCUGUGAGCCCCUCUGCUCCCCCAGCAGAGCUGGAGGUACAGACAUCAGAAUGUGUCGUGUGCCUGGAACAGGAGGCCCAGAUGAUCUUCCUCAACUGUGGCCACGUCUGCUGCUGCCAACAGUGCUGCCAGCCACUGCGUACCUGCCCACUGUGCCGCCAGGAGAUCACGCAGCGCCUCCGGAUCUACCACAGCAGCUGAGCCCUGGCCAUCUGUGGCCCACCCCUGCACCACCUGCGGCCCGGGGCUCCAGCCGACUCCCCUGCUCUGGACAAACUAGUACAGUGCCCCUCUGCCCUGGGCCCCUUUCUCUCAUGGGGGUGCUGCCCCCUGCUCUUCAUCUCCAAGCACACCUGGGUGGGGGAGGGAAGGGAGGGGCACAGUGUUCCUGGCCCAUGACACUGCUCAUUAAGGGCUGUGGGGAAAACAGGACUCGGCAUGAGGACUGGGUCUGGGGUUUGGAGAAUCAGUGGUGCCACCAUCUGAGCACAGGACCCCGUGUCCCGGCCUCUGCCACUUCCCAGCAGUCUGACCGUGUCAGGUCACUGCCCUCCAAGAGCCUCAGCAGCCUCAUCAGGGUAACAUGAAUAGUGCUGUCCCCUUGAUGGGGGGUGGGAGUGCAGGAGGGCCCUGGCCAAGAGUGUGGAGCUGUGUAUGGUGUCAACCACGACCACCGUGGGCUGUCCUCAGAUCAACUUGCCAGUGUGUGUUGAGUGCAGGCCUAAUGCCACAAGCAACGUUGGCCCCUCCUGACCUCCCGCUCUGGGCCCCUCUGCUCUCCAGAUCUGCACCUCCUAACCACCACCACCACCCUGCCCCCACCGUAGUUCGCAGGCGACAAGCUUUGCUGACCCAAAGCAGUAUUGUCAAUAAAUCCACCUCCAGCCUGA
This is a messenger RNA of Nyctereutes procyonoides (raccoon dog), 3262 nucleotides long. RefSeq names its product leucine rich repeat and sterile alpha motif containing 1 (gene LRSAM1). NCBI's taxonomy places the organism in Eukaryota, Metazoa, Chordata, Mammalia, Carnivora, Canidae. The coding region runs from base 387 to 2573 and encodes 728 amino acids. The transcript has 26 exons. Gene Ontology annotation, molecular function: protein binding. The record is from RefSeq and is a predicted model, not a curated record.